CUUGUUAAAAUGGCCAGAACCAAGCAAACCGCUCGUAAAUCCACCGGAGGCAAAGCCCCGAGGAAGCAGCUCGCCACUAAGGCUGCCCGCAAGAGCGCCCCGGCCACCGGCGGCGUCAAGAAGCCUCACCGUUACAGGCCCGGUACCGUGGCCCUGCGUGAGAUCCGCCGCUACCAAAAGUCCACGGAGCUGCUCAUCCGCAAGCUGCCCUUCCAGCGCCUGGUGCGCGAGAUCGCGCAGGACUUCAAGACCGACCUGCGCUUCCAGAGCUCCGCCGUCAUGGCCCUGCAGGAGUCCAGUGAGGCCUACCUGGUCGGCCUCUUCGAGGACACCAACCUGUGCGCCAUCCACGCCAAGAGAGUCACCAUCAUGCCCAAAGACAUCCAGCUGGCCCGUCGUAUCCGCGGAGAGUUCCAGAGUUUAACCGCCGAAGCCGUACAGGGUGCGGCCCUGCCUCUUAAGAGCGUAGACCACGUCCAUGGCGGUGACAGUCUUCCUCUUGGCAUGCUCGGUGUAAGUGACGGCGUCACGGAUGACGUUCUCCAGGAACACUUUGAGCACACCGCGAGUCUCCUCGUAGAUGAGGCCGGAGAUACGCUUGACUCCUCCGCGGCGAGCCAGACGGCGAAUGGCGGGCUUGGUGAUUCCCUGGAUGUUAUCACGGAGAACUUUGCGGAGAAGAAGGGGAUUUCAUUCAUCGCCCUGAAGAGGACACUGGCCGCUGAUGGAUACGACGUGGAGCACAAGGGCGUCCACAUUAAGCGGGCCGUCAGGUCUCUCAUCGAGAAAGGUGAACUGGUCCAGCUGAAAGGAACCGGGGCGUCUGGUUCCUACAAGAAAGCCGCCGCAGCCGAGAAGCCCAAAAAGAAGGUGGUGAAGAAAACACCAGCGACUAAAGCCAAGAAGCCGGCAACUCCGAAGAAGGCUGCCGCUAAGAAGACUCCCGCGGCCAAGAAGCCCAAGGCGAAGCCCACGACCCCGAAGAAGAAGUCCCCGGCUGUCAAGAGGAGUCCUAAGAAAGCCGCAAAGAAGGCUCCCAAGAAAACCGUGACUCCCAAGAAGGCCGUGACUCCCAAGAAGACCGCAAAGAAGGCCGUGAAAGCCAGAGUCGCCAAGCCAAAGAAGACCGCUGCCAAGAAAACAGCCAAAAAAUUCCAACCUAAAUCGAGGUAUCGCAACUUCUUUCCAGAAGAGUUAGUUGUAUCUCUAAGUAAAAUGGCCAGAACCAAGCAAACCGCCCGUAAAUCCACCGGUGGCAAAGCCCCGAGGAAGCAGCUCGCCACCAAGGCUGCCCGCAAGAGCGCCCCGGCCACCGGCGGCGUCAAGAAGCCUCACCGUUACAGGCCUGGCACCGUGGCCCUGCGUGAGAUCCGUCGCUACCAGAAGUCCACGGAGCUGCUCAUCCGCAAGCUGCCCUUCCAGCGCCUGGUGCGUGAGAUCGCACAGGACUUUAAGACCGACCUGCGCUUCCAGAGCUCCGCCGUCAUGGCCCUGCAGGAGUCCAGCGAGGCCUACCUGGUCGGCCUCUUCGAGGACACCAACCUGUGCGCCAUCCACGCCAAGAGAGUCACCAUCAUGCCCAAAGACAUCCAGCUGGCCCGUCGUAUCCGCGGAGAGCGAGCUUAGAUCUGACAACCACUAAACUACCACACAACGGCUCUUUUAAGAGCCACACACUUCAUCUGUAAAGAGUCGAUUCUCCUCGUAUGUCAAAAUAAACGACAUAUUAUAAAUUGACACUA
Molecule: messenger RNA, 1742 nt
Organism: Solea solea (common sole)
Lineage: Eukaryota; Metazoa; Chordata; Actinopteri; Pleuronectiformes; Soleidae
Exons: 4
Coding region: 10-1626 (538 amino acids)
Biological process (GO): nucleosome assembly
Cellular component (GO): nucleosome
Molecular function (GO): structural constituent of chromatin; DNA binding; protein heterodimerization activity
Source: RefSeq, a predicted model, not a curated record